Rhipicephalus microplus (southern cattle tick) is the source of this 682-nucleotide messenger RNA. RefSeq names its product microtubule-associated protein 1 light chain 3 alpha. The record is from RefSeq and is a predicted model, not a curated record. NCBI's taxonomy places the organism in Eukaryota, Metazoa, Arthropoda, Arachnida, Ixodida, Ixodidae.
AUAACAAACGUUAUUUUCACCGUUGCAAGGGUUGCUAUUUUCUUUGUUUUCGCUAGUAGCGCUGGUAGGUGUUCUGUGCGCGAGCGAAGCGGUUGGCAGGAGGUUGCACCCGUUGCACUUGAUCCAUUUAGGAAUCAGUUGCGCGGAACUACUUCGCUGGUACAAAAUUCGCCGUCGGGGUGUUUGGACACCGACAAUGAGUGGUUUCCUGGAAAGUGGAAACGACAGGAACAAAACUAGGAUGUUCAAGGAUCGGCGCAAUUUCAUUCAACGCAAGAAGGAUGUCGACGCAAUACGCGAGGAACACCCGUCCAAAGUCCCCAUCAUCAUAGAGCGUUACCCGGGUGAAAAAUUGCUGCCCGUUCUCGACAAAACGAAGUUCUUGGUUCCCGACCACAUCACGAUGGCCGAGCUGGUGAGGAUAAUCAGGCGACGCAUGGAGCUGCAUCCGAGCCAAGCGUUCUUCCUGCUCAUCAACCAGAACCUUAUGGCGCCCGUGUCGGCCACCCUGGGAGACCUCUACAAUGAAGAGCGGGACGAGGACGGUUUCCUCUACCUGACAUACGCGUCACAAGAAGUCUUUGGCUGAAAAUUGCACAUUUAACUACUCCCUUUCCCCCCAGCCCCCACAGAGCGUUUAAUAAAUCUACUAACUUUCAUUUGCUUGCGCAAAUUUUACCAA